This is a messenger RNA of Trachymyrmex septentrionalis, 1919 nucleotides long. RefSeq names its product serine-enriched protein. Gene Ontology annotation, molecular function: protein binding. Lineage: Eukaryota; Metazoa; Arthropoda; Insecta; Hymenoptera; Formicidae. The record is from RefSeq and is a predicted model, not a curated record. Bases 207 to 1745 code for a protein of 512 amino acids. The transcript has 10 exons.
GUCGCAGUGAUUUUUCUCAAAACGACGAAGACUCGAAAGUAACCGGAAACAAAAACCUUUCAAAACGACAGUCAGAAAAAAAAGACGUACAGUGCGAAGUUCGACUACUGGCCUCUUCCAUGUGAUCUGCUAAGAAUUAGUUCCUUUCGUGCUCUUGACAAGCAUCUCACUGGUCUGGUUGUGCGAAAAGGACAAGCACGAGAACAAUGGGAACUAGAGCUGUUGCCGUUGCGGCGGCGGCAGGUGCUGCUGGGAUGUCUGGUGAGGCGGGAUUGGCUGGUGUACCAAGGCUGCUGGAGGAUCUGGCGCGACUCUCGGAGGAUAAAGACUCGGCUGAUAUCGUGUUCCUACUAGGGAGAGACGAGACCCCUGUUUAUGCCCACAGAAUAAUACUUCAAGCCAGAUGCAAGAAUUUCACGGCCGCCAAGAGGCUUGGCACAGCAGGUAAUCCGACACCGGUACGAAUGCCGCACGCGCAUCCAGAAACGUUUCGCCAAUUUAUUCGUUACAUCUAUACCGGUAUGAUAAUACUACAAGAUAGUGGAAUUUUCGAAAUGUUGGGUCUGGCGCAAGAACUUGGUAUAGAAGAACUUUGGAGAAGUUGUGAGGAACACGUGUCUGUUACUUUAAGUCCCGGAAACGCAUGUGCACUUUUAACUGCUGCUUUGGAGGCACAAGAACGAGUUCCAGGCGGGAAAGCUGCUUGCUCAUCUUUUAUCGAGAAAUGUUUUGCUUUUAUCGGUGAGAAUGCCAUGGACACAGUGAAGACAACGGCGUUUUGCAAUCUUCCAAAGGACGCUUUAGUAAAGUUGAUAUCGUCGGAUUAUCUCGGUUUAGAAGAAGAAGAUGUAUGGCGAGCGGUUCUAAACUGGGCCAAAUAUCAGGCAGGAGUUACGCAGCCCACACAGCACUGGACUGAAGAAGAGCGCAUGAGAGUGUGCCAGCACCUGUCUGGUGUAAUAAAUCAUGUACGGUUGCUGUUGAUUGACAGCCAGGUGUUCGCGGAGGAGGUAGAGCCGACCGGUGCGGUGCCAAUAGAGAUGUCGUUGGAGAGGUACGAAUUUUUCAAUCCCGAUCGAUCGAGCGGCUCGAAAUUUCUAAGGUAUAGGUAUGCAGCUCUGCCGAACAAGUACUCGGAGGUUUGCUCUGACAAACGACUGCAGCCACGAGUGAGCCCGUUUCUCUUCCCGGGCUCGCAGAUUCUCUCCAGAGACAAGGUCGGUUUCCAGCGGGUUUUGAAUCAGUGGUACGGCGUGUCGAAGCAGGGCUGGCGAUUAGUUUAUCGAGCAUCUACUCAUGGCUACUCAGCAGCGUCUUUUCAUCGACACUGUGAUAACGUUUGUCCGACGUAUGUGAUAGUGCUGGGAGUACGUGGUGAGAUAUGCGGAGGAUUCAGCGAUGUUCCAUGGGGUAAAACUAACUCGAAAGCGCAGUACAUCGCUUCGGAAAAGAGUUUCCUUUUCACGUUGACAAAUAAUCAAGAUGUACCGCCGACAAAGUUCGACAUUGUGAAGAAAUCAUUUGCUAUCUGCUAUCAUCCGGACAUAGGGCCGAUUUUUGGUGCCGGGGCUGAUUUACUUAUAGCAAGUAACUGCAAUGUCAACAAGGAAAGCUACAGCAAUCUUCCGCAUAGUUACGACGGAGACCACGCAUCUAAUCAGUUGCUUAUGGGAGAUUAUCACUUCUCGGUAAUCGACUACGAGGUUUUCACCCCAAGUCAUCCUGCUCCGAAAUCCAAUCAUUAGAUGAAUUGCCGUGAUAAACUCAUUUGCAUAUACAUUGCUUUUGUAAUAAAUAUUUACAUUAUGUGAUUUCUCCGUUUGUGGAAAUGAUUUCAUAUUAUUUUGCGCCGAAAAAUAAUCAUAUCGAUAAUUUAUCACACAAAUCAUACUUUUAUAUAAUCACAUACAUAUACAAAC